Pistacia vera is the source of this 780-nucleotide messenger RNA. Its product is annotated as methylesterase 10-like. Gene Ontology annotation, molecular function: methyl jasmonate esterase activity; methyl salicylate esterase activity; methyl indole-3-acetate esterase activity. The transcript has 3 exons. Gene Ontology annotation, biological process: salicylic acid metabolic process; jasmonic acid metabolic process. The record is from RefSeq and is a predicted model, not a curated record. NCBI's taxonomy places the organism in Eukaryota, Viridiplantae, Streptophyta, Magnoliopsida, Sapindales, Anacardiaceae. The coding region runs from base 1 to 780 and encodes 259 amino acids.
AUGGAGGGAAUGAAGCACUUUGUUUUCGUUGAUGCAGCUUGCUUUGGAGAAUGGCCUUGGUUCAAGGUCAGGAUACCUCUCCAAGCAGCUGGUCACCUAAUCACUACUAUAGACAUGGGUACUACGGCGCUCAACGCCAAGAGUUUCGAUGAGAUUUAUCCUCUUUCAGAUUUUAUGGAGCCACUGUUAAAGUUCCUGGCCUCUCUAAAGGCUGAUGAUAAAGUUAUUCUUGUUGGCCAUAGCUAUGGGGGGAUUAGCAUUGCUCUUGCCAUGGAAAAAUUUCCACAAAAAGUUUCGGUUGGAGUUUUUGUGUCCGCUUUUAUGCCUACCUAUAAAUCUUCCCCGGGAGCCCUUAUAGAAGAAUAUUUGAACAGGACCCCGUUAGAAUCCUUGAUGGAUUGCCUGUUAAAAUUCGACCAUGGAGUGGAUACAAUUCAAUCAUCUAUUUGCUUUGGUCGAGAAUACAUGAAGGCCAAGGUGUUUAAGAACUGCACGGAAUCGAUUGUGGAGAUUGCAAAUCAAAAGGUUAGAACAACCAAGUUUUGCAAAGAAGAUAUAUCUAAAGAUUCCCUCUUAACCAAAGAGAGGUACGGAUCCAUUGAUCGAAUUUAUGUGAUGUGCGGAGACGAUGAAGUGAUAGAGCCAGAGUUUCAACGAGAGAUGAUCGAGAAUGACCCUCCGAAAGAAGUGUUUACAAUUAGUGGUGCUGACCACAUGCCUAUGCUCUCUAAGGUUGAAGAGUUGAGCAAAAUCUUGGAAGAUAUUGCUUACAAAUAUUAA